CCUACCUCUCAAGGUACUGGAAGACACUCCAUUGCUCCACGACAUCGUCACCCCCCACCCGUCAAGAUGUCGCAGCCGUCGCUCGCCCCCUUCAUCAUCAAGCGUCCCUGGCUGCGGAGGUGGAUGCAGCCGCUGUCGAACUGGUACAUGGACAGCGCCGGAUAUCGCAAAUUGGGAUUGAGAGUCGAUGAUCUGAUCCCCGAAGAGAGCGAGGUGGUGCAGCUGGCCCUCAAGCGUUUGAGCCCCAAGGAGGCGUAUGACCGGGUCUUCCGCAUGCGAAGGGCCUUCCAGUGCUCCUUGACACAUCAGCUGCUUCCGAAGACCGAGUGGACAAAGCCAGAUGAGGACUCCGCCUACCUCUCCCCCAUCAUCCGAGAAAUCGAAAAGGAGCGCGCCGAGAGGGAGGACUUGGACUCCUUGACCAUCAGGAAGAAGCCGGAGCCCGGUAGCAGACGGCAUUGAGUGGUGUCGAGUGGAUAUACGCACUGCCAGACCCGACCGAGCAAUAUGUAUAUAUGAACGCAAGGUUUACAAUCAAUGGCGCUCGUGUAUCUUAUAGAAGUGGCGUGCCAUCGGCAGUGUAUUGAAUGGAGCAUUCGCGAAUGGUCAGCAAGCAGCAGACGGUCUCUUUCAACGCGUGAAUGCAUUGCUAUGGCUAUUUGAUGCUUGUACGCGGCGCGUGCUCGUGUGUGCUUCAGACUGUAUCCAGCAGACUCGGCAGCUGCUGUGUACGUAUCAUUCACAUCUUGUGGACAGCUCAAGUACUCGCCCAAGCCGCCGCAUAUCGCCGGCCGACAAUCUCUUACCAGCCAGGACGGGUUUCGGAUCAAAAUAAAAGGGCUUGGACUGCACCUGAUGUUUUGG
Messenger RNA from Neohortaea acidophila, 864 nucleotides. Its product is annotated as ubiquinol-cytochrome C reductase complex 14kD subunit-domain-containing protein. The coding region runs from base 67 to 462 and encodes 131 amino acids. Lineage: Eukaryota; Fungi; Ascomycota; Dothideomycetes; Mycosphaerellales; Teratosphaeriaceae. The record is from RefSeq and is a predicted model, not a curated record. The transcript is spliced from 4 exons. Gene Ontology annotation, biological process: mitochondrial electron transport, ubiquinol to cytochrome c.